Messenger RNA from Ichthyophthirius multifiliis, 458 nucleotides. RefSeq lists its product as hypothetical. The transcript has a single exon. The record is from RefSeq and is a predicted model, not a curated record. Lineage: Eukaryota; Ciliophora; Oligohymenophorea; Hymenostomatida.
AAAUGAAAUUUAUUGUUUUAUUGUCUCUAUUAUUUGUCGCUAUUAUAUGUUCUACAACUGAAAAAGAAUAACAAUAUAAUUUAGGAGGAUGGAUUAGACAAAGUAAUAGAUAAUGGGUUAACUCCGAUAUUGUAUAAAUAGCAUUAAAAUUAUGUCCUGCUCCACCAGGAUUUAAAAAAAGUUUAUCAAAAAUUGAAAUAUAAGUUGUUGCUGGAAGAAAAUAUAGAUUCCUUAUUAAAACUGAAAAUUUAAAAUUAUAAGAACGUGGAUAAUUAAACAUAUAACUUUAUGAAGAUCUUUAAGAACAUAUUGAAUUAUAAUAAUGCUAAUAAUCAUUAGUAGCUUUUUGAUUAUCUUAAUUUUUAAAAUAAAAAUUAUUAUAACAUAAAAAUAAAUUAUUAUUUUUUAUUUUAAUCUAAAUAAUUUUUUUCGUUUAAAAAUAGUUAUAGAAAUAAAAA